This is a messenger RNA of Eimeria mitis, 450 nucleotides long. RefSeq lists its product as uncharacterized. NCBI's taxonomy places the organism in Eukaryota, Apicomplexa, Conoidasida, Eucoccidiorida, Eimeriidae. The transcript is spliced from 2 exons. The record is from RefSeq and is a predicted model, not a curated record. Bases 1 to 450 code for a protein of 149 amino acids.
AUGUUAGAAGCCGCUCAGGUUUCCUGGCUUUGUGAGCUACCGACUGUCUUCGUCUCUUCCCUCGGCCCUGACCCGUCCUACACCCAUCAGCAGCAGCAGCAGCAGCAGCAGCAGCAGAAGCAUCAGCAGCAGCAGCAGCAGCAGCAGCAGCAAAAACAACAACAGCAACAGCAACAGCAGCAGCAACAGCAGCAGCCCGAAUUCUUUCUUAUUUCACCGUGUAUCGAAAAUGAGUACUCCUCCCCCCAGCAGCAGCAGCAGCAGCAGCAGCAGCAACCCAUCGCCCCCCGCCCCCAGCACCACCAGCAGCAGCAGCAGCAGCAGCAGCAGCAGCAGCAGCAGCAGCGAUGCUCGUCCUCGCUUUGCUGUUGGCUCAGAUUGGAAGCCCCCAACAAAAGAAGGAAAAAGAAUAACGGGGUUGGUGGUAAACAACUCCCUCACCGGAGGUAA